Molecule: messenger RNA, 1050 nt
Organism: Diabrotica virgifera virgifera (western corn rootworm)
Lineage: Eukaryota; Metazoa; Arthropoda; Insecta; Coleoptera; Chrysomelidae
Product: zinc finger protein 675-like
Exons: 5
Coding region: 160-981 (273 amino acids)
Biological process (GO): regulation of transcription by RNA polymerase II
Cellular component (GO): nucleus
Molecular function (GO): RNA polymerase II cis-regulatory region sequence-specific DNA binding; DNA-binding transcription factor activity, RNA polymerase II-specific
Source: RefSeq, a predicted model, not a curated record
UUUGACAGGAAAGCUGAUUUUUUGUAUAUUUUUUAAGAAAUGUUGGAAUUUUGGCUUAUGAUCCGAAUUUUCUGGAUUUAUUUUUAAUCUGUAAAGAAAAUUUCAUUCUAUACACUUUUAAAUUAGGAGUAUAAAAUAUUGCUAGAGCUUUACUUAAACAUGGAUAUGAGCGAUGAUGAUGACUUUCACCCAUCUUUGGAACCUGUAGUGAUAAUAAAUGAUGAGGAUGAUUUGGAAGAGGAUUGUGGAAGUGAUUCGGAUCCACUAAGUGGAUGUGAUUCAGAAAAUGUAAGAAUAAUAAAUUCAAUUGGACCAGAGAUUUCAAUUAUACCUGUUAGAAAGAAAAAACCACAGUUUAAGAUAAGAUUGUUUCAAAAAGAAUUUUCUCCAUCGAGUGAUGAUAUCAACACUAAAGUUCACAGCAUUACUAGAUCUCCAAGAGAAAAAGUGCGAUUAGUGUCCCAAGAUGAAGCUCAAAGUGCAGGCGAAACAUACACCAAAAGAAAAUCCAGUCCUUUAGAAAAAUGUCCAAUAUGCAAAAAAUUUUUCAGAAGAAUGAAAACUCAUUUACUAAAACAUGAUAUUUUAACUAGAUCUCCAGAAGAAAGCCUCUAUUGUAACUUAUGUCACAAAACUUUUAAUACUGCAAGCAAUCUUGCAAUCCACAUGAGAACUCAUUCUGGGGAAAGGCCACACACAUGUGAAGUUUGCAAUAAGUCAUUUUCACAAAGUUGUAAUCUAGUCAAUCAUAUGAGGGUUCACACAGGUGAAAAACCCUUUAAAUGCCCUCACUGUGACAGAGCAUUUACACAAUCAGGUAAUCUCAACAAUCACAUUCGUCUCCAUACAGAUGAAAAGCCUUUCCAAUGUCAUUUUUGUGACAAAGCUUUCGUUCAAUCAGGAAAUCUUAGUUCUCACAUUAGGAAUAAUCAUAAAGUUGCCACUGAUAUCUCAUUCCAUUCUUUGGCUGAAGUAUUGUAGUUAUUUUGAUAUACUUUUGAUAUAUUUUUUUAAAAUGAUGGUUUUACGAUCAACAUAAAAUUCUUUUAC